This is a messenger RNA of Poeciliopsis prolifica (blackstripe livebearer), 2784 nucleotides long. RefSeq lists its product as uncharacterized. The coding region runs from base 188 to 2767 and encodes 859 amino acids. NCBI's taxonomy places the organism in Eukaryota, Metazoa, Chordata, Actinopteri, Cyprinodontiformes, Poeciliidae. The record is from RefSeq and is a predicted model, not a curated record. The transcript has 22 exons.
CUUUCUUCUAAAAGUUCAUGUUGAUGCCUGCUAAAACAUGCUUGUUGAUGCAUGUUUUCCUCUUUAAGACACCAGAGGAAGUGUGCAUUGUAAAAAAAAAAAAAAAAAAAAGAGAUAUGAGCAUCGCAUCACACGUCUGUGGCAAAACAGGAAAUAACCUCGAUGUUGGAAAGUUCUGCUCAAAGCGAUGAGGACGAUGAAGACGAUGGCCUCGCUGCUGAGCGUCUGUGUGUUUCUGCUCUGCUGCUCCGCCGCCGCCACCGCCUCCCAAGGUUGUGACCAGUUUGUUGCAGUGGGUGGAAACUUCGAUGUUCCUCUGGGAUACCAACUAAAAACUACUGAUAAAAUUCUGAAGUGGAAAUUUGAUGGCAAGAUAAUAGUUUAUAAAAAACCAGAACAAUUUAUUACAGGUAAAAAUGAUAUUAAUGACGAUGGAUCCCUCAAACUUACAAAUCUGAAUAUGGAUCAUGAAGGAUGUUACACCAGUGAGGUUUUUGAUAGGAAUGGAAAAGAACUGGCCUCAAAGAGCACAAGAGUAUGUGUACUAGACCCCGUGAUGAAGCCCACAUUGAAUAUAACCUGUCAGGCCUCAGAGGUCGUCUUUACCUGCAGCCAUAAUCCGCAACCUGAUGAUCGAAAAUAUGACACCAUAAAUUACAAAUGGUUCCAAAAUGACAGUAUGAUAAGCAACAGAACAGAAAUCUCCAUGAAAAGAAAAGUUGCAGAAACUAAAAACCUGCCUGUUUCCUGUGAAGUUGGUAACAAAGUCAGCUCUGCAAGAAGUGACUCUUUGACUCACACCUGCAUCGAACCUGUGAAAAGGCCUGGAAUAAAUGGAACAUGUAAAGAUUCAGAGCUCAUCCUUACCUGCCUUGCAGCUCAGCAGCCUGAUGACGCGCAGUACAAGUGGCUGCGGGACGGUGAAGUCGUCAUCAACGAAACAAAAACCUCCCUGACUAUAAACUCUGCAGAAAGCAAAAACAGAAAUUUCUCAUGUGAAGUUUACAACCAGGCCAGUUCUGAAAAAAGUGACUAUUUUAGUCAUUACUGUGGUGCCUCUACUUUCCUAGACAUCCUAGAGGAGCUCCUUGGAGAUGACAUGUGGUUUUAUAUUGCUGGUGCAGCAGGUCUUUUACUUCUGAUCAUCAUCCUCAUCAUUGUGUGUUGCAUUCGAUGUAAGAAGAAAAGAGGGAAGAACGAUGAGGCGGAGCUUCAGUACCAAGCAGGACAGUCUUCAUCAGCAGCUGUGAAGAAGAUGGCAUCGGACUCUGUGCUGUGUGUGUUUCUGCUCUGCUGCUCUGCCGUCGCCUCCCAAGUUCUCCGGCCAAAUGUGACAAUGAAGGCAACAGCGUCUCUCUCUGUCGUCGCCGUGUGUUUGCUCUGCUGCUCGGCCGUCGCCUCACAAGAUUGUGACCAGUUUGCUGCAGUGGGUGGAAACUUCAUAGUUCCUCUGGGAUACCAAGUAAAACCUCCUGAUACUCUGAGGUGGACGUUAAAUGGCAGCUUAAUAUUUUAUAAAAGAUCAGUGAUGCUAAUUACAGGUAACAAUGAUGAUAUUAAUCAAGAUGGCUCCCUGAAACUGACAAAUCUGCAGAAGGACCAAGCAGGACUCUACUCUGCUGAGGUUUUUGAUCGAAGUGGAAGACCGCAGGCCACCAGGAAAACAAAUCUAUGUGUGCUGGAUCCUGUGAAGAAGCCUGAAGUAAAAGCAACAUGUCAGGAUGGAAAUGUGAUCUUUCAUUGUGUUUCUGGGGAGCAACCUGCUGAUGGCGAGCAUCAGUGGCUGCAGAACGGCGUCGCGAUGAAGGAAAACAGACUGUCGUUUGAAACCAAAGCAGAAGAAACCAAAGGAGCCAAAUUUGUCUGCAGAGUCUCCAACAGAUUGAGUUCUGAAACCAGCGAGCCUGUCAUUCAUAACUGUGCACAGACGGGAUCUCCAGAUGGAAUAAAUAUCUGGGUUUUAACUGGUGCCAGAGUUGGUUUCAUUGUCGUGCUGACCGUCCUCGUCUCUGUUUGUUUUGUCCGAGUUGAAAGGAAAAUGACGACGGGACUGAAAGCUGAUGAGGCUCAGCUUCCUUUGCAGCGGAUCGAUACAGAUCAUCACAGUCAUGAUCCUCAUAUUUCUCCUCUUCAGUCUCUUCACCUCCAGUCUUCUAAGUGUGAGGAGGACGACGAUGAAGAUGGCAUGGCUUUCUGUCGCCUCGGUGUUUCUCCUCUGCUGCUCCGCCGUCGCCUCCCAAGAUAUCCGAUGCCCCUCAGGGAUCUAGGUUUCCCUGAUGACUUGUGUUGGGGAUUGCUGAGUCAUCUAAGUUUUUUCUUAUCAUCUUCAUCAGGUGUCGUUAUAUUGCUGAUCAUCAUUGUCAUUGUUUGCUGUGUCCGAACUAAGAGAACAAGGAAACUACGCCUGCAGGAUGAGGAGGAGCUCCGUUUGGAGUGGACCAUCACCAGUCAACAUCCCAAUCAUCCUCCUCUUCCUGACCAUCCUCCUCCUCAUCAUCCCAACCGUCACCAUCAUCAUCAUCAUCAUCACCACCAGCAGCAGCAGCAGCAAGAGCAGCAACAGGCUCCGGGCAACACCGGCCCUCGACAGAGCCGCUCCAAGCAAAACCGCCAACCGCGAGCCCGAGCCCCUGAACCCAACGGCCAGCCUCAGCCCAGCCCACGGAGAACCGGACAGCCACAGAAACCUGCCAGUGACGCCGAUGAUGAGCAGCCUCCUCCUCUUCCUCAGCCCAGGAAGAAGGGCCCCAAAACUCAACUAGAUUAAAAAUCAUCCGAGAUAAA